ACAGUAAUAAUUUAAUAUUAAUUUGAAGCAUGGAUGGAUUCUCAAAGUAGAAUCAAACUUUUGAGCAUUGUAAAAAUGCAAGCAUUUUAAAUUAUUAAGGUUACAUUUCAUGCUAGCAACACAUAUUAUGCUGAAAUGUAGCAUAUAAAUAAGUAGUUUACCUCAGACUAGCAGAAAACGAGACAUUUCAAGAAAUGCAAGAAAGCUUUGAUAUCUUCUUACUCUUCAAAAUAUUAUUAGGUAGAUUCAAGUGAAAAUUUUAAGGCAGUUUUUCUGCUGAUGUAUAAACAGAUUCCUUGGGUAGCUCAGCUGUCACUGCAAUUCGUUUUUGUUUAAGCAAAUUUUUGAAGGUAGAUUGAUACUAUUUUGUUUCACUACAGCAAUAAGAGCCCAAAAGAUGUAGCAUAAACUUGCUGAGAAGCAUUCAUUGAAAAUUGCUGCUAAUAUCUGGAAAAAAGCAAGCAAGUGAAGCAGGGUAAGGAUGUGAACAGUGUUGUGGUGGCAACUAAGCACCCGGCCACAGCCUACAUCCACCCGAACAACCUCUUUUGUGGACUUUUUGUUGUCUGAAUGAGGAAAUUUAAGCCAUUUCUAUAAAAAAAGAAUAAAAAUAGAUAAAGGUAGGUGAGGUUUAAACGAGUUUAAUGCUGGAUCUGCACGACGUGCCCGGCCUCCGCCACAGGUACUGCUCCCGCGGGCCCCACGGUCCGUGUUAGUGCGCAUGCGCCCCCUCCCUUUUGCGCGGCCCGCCCGGCUUCCCGCCUUUUCCUCGGGGGCGGGAGUUGCUGAGGCGGGACCGGCUCUUGUCAUCCCCGUCCGCCGCGAGGGCUGCCAGAGGCUCUGGUGCGAGUGGAGGAAGAAAAUCUCAUUAUGGCACCAUCGGGAAGAAAGCAUGGAGGAAAAGCUUGUAAACCAGCACAGGAAGAUCAAGCCAUACCUGCCUAUGACUUUAAGGAGGAAAGAAAAGAGCUGAGUGGAUCAGAGGAAGAUAUUAGAGAAGGCGAAACACCGGUAAUGGACAAGCAUGGAAAGAAGAGAGCUUUGGUGACUACUCAUGUCGUUCCAGAUGAUGUGGGGGGUGAAGUACAGAAUAUGCUGGAAAGGUUUGGAGCUGACAUUAACAAGGCUUUGUUAGCUAAGAGGAAAAGAUUAGAAAUGUAUACGAAAGCCUCACUCAAAACCAGUAACCAGAAGAUUGAACAUGUUUGGAAAACACAGCAGGAGCAAAGGCAGAAGCUCAAUCAUGAGUUCUCCCAGCAGUUCCUGACUUUAUUUCAGCAAUGGGAUGUAGAUGUGCAGAAAGCAGAGGAGCAGGAAGAAAAACUAGCGAAUAUGUUUCGUCAGCAACAAAAAGUUUUUCAACAGGCAAGAGUAGUUCAGAGUCAGAGACUGAAAACCAUUAAGCAACUCUAUGAGCAAUUCUUAAAGAGCAUGGAAGAGCUGGAAAAGAGCAAUGAAAAUCUUCUAGCUGGUGCACAAAGUGAACUUCGCAAAGAAAUGGCAAUGUUGCAGAAGAAGAUUAUGAUGGACACCCAACAGCAGGAGAUGGCAACUGUUCGCAAGUCUCUUCAGUCCAUGUUAUUCUGAUGGCUCAAUGGAGAAACAACUUGUACCUAAGUGACACGAUACGAGUAUAGGCAUUAGCCAUAGAGAAGUACGUUAAGAUUUAAAUGUUUUAAAGUUCCUAUUAAGCAUUUUCAUGGAUUGUUCUAAUCUUGUGUCUGAUAAUGUUGUAAGAAUAUAUAUUAAUAAAUUUAUUACUUUGGGGG
Messenger RNA from Harpia harpyja (harpy eagle), 1769 nucleotides. RefSeq names its product synaptonemal complex protein 3 (gene SYCP3). The transcript has 9 exons. Gene Ontology annotation, cellular component: synaptonemal complex. Gene Ontology annotation, biological process: meiotic cell cycle; spermatid development. Bases 871 to 1587 code for a protein of 238 amino acids. Lineage: Eukaryota; Metazoa; Chordata; Aves; Accipitriformes; Accipitridae. The record is from RefSeq and is a predicted model, not a curated record.